Saxophila tyrrhenica is the source of this 1074-nucleotide messenger RNA. RefSeq lists its product as uncharacterized. The transcript is spliced from 2 exons. NCBI's taxonomy places the organism in Eukaryota, Fungi, Ascomycota, Dothideomycetes, Mycosphaerellales, Extremaceae. The record is from RefSeq and is a predicted model, not a curated record. Bases 1 to 1074 code for a protein of 357 amino acids.
AUGACGGCCAACCGAGCAUCAGUGUUGAACUUCUUCACAACAGCCAUUACUAGCAAGACCAGAUCACCCCUCACACUAUCUUUCAGAUACCGUGAAGCACAAUCCCACUUUUGUGUGAGCGAAGUUGUCCGCAACCACAGAACGAAUACGCCCUUGUGCCAGAGGGCCAGCAUGUCGGACUCAGGUGAUCAUCGACAGCUGGUGUCACGGCCAGCUACACAAGCCUCCACAUCGCGGACACAGCAGAAACCCCCUCCUCCUGUGUCACCAUCAGCGAGCUCCAAGAAGCAUCAGAUGCUGCCGCCUCCACCUCCACCUGGCAGCACUGUCCAGCAGAAACACCAGCAGAAAUCUUCUCAAGAAUUGCAACACAACUUUCCCACAGGCCCAACAGGGUACCAUCAGCCAGGUUUCCAAGCGGGCAGUUACUCUCUCCCCCUGGCACAACAAUCCGGGAACGACUUCUCCUGGCUGUCCAGUCAUACGGAAACGCACCAAGGGCCUUGCGGAAGUUUCUUCAGUGGUGCUUCAUUCCAUAACGUAGCCGGAUCGCAAGCUCCCCAAGAAACGGCGCCUUCAUCAGGACCCUUGAACUCGGUAUCCCAGCUCAACCAAGAGAGCAACCGUCCAGGAUCUCGCGCUCCGACCUUCGCCAGCCUCCACGCCUCGUUGGACUCCAUGGAGUUGGACACAGAAGACCUCUCGAAUCUUAGCGUCGAGAAGCUGCCGGUGUUGAGAGGCAUUGCCGCGAGCGUGCUCCCCCUGGUGCAAAGGAUUCCGUUACCACCAAUUGAUCCCGAGACGAUGGAGCUGCUGACCUAUUCUCACAAUAUCGGCCAACUCGAUUCUCUUUCUCUGACGUGCCAUAAGCUUUUGCAUCUCCUGGAGAUCAACUCUCACUUCCCGAUGGCUGAUCGGAUCGCCAUCGAAAAUCAAUGUCAAGCUGCAAGAGGCCUUAUCGAUCUUCGGCAAAAGGCCUAUGCAGAGUGGUUGAAAUACCAGAACCGCACAGACAAGAAGAUCGCGCAAUUCAUGGGGCCAGAUGCCUCAAUGGGGAAGGUCUCAGAGCAAUAG